CCCCCCCUCCCCUCCUCUCCAAUACCCACCGCGCAGUUGGAUUCAGUUACAGUCAGCGGCUGGAUGGCGAAACAUGUAGUGGAACAAUUGAGCCGCGCAUUAUGAGAAGCAGCGGUAAGAAUCCACGAUGCGCGAACAGCUGGACAGAUUAGUGAGAUGCGAGACAGCAGGAAGGCAUCUGGGGGUGAAAGUUGGUGGAUGCGCGCUGGAUCCCGGAGCGGCAGGCAGGAUGAAGUGAGGCUCUGCGCGCAGGAGGAGCGUGCCACGGACAGACAUCUGGAUCCGACCUCGGUGGGAAUCGUUUCUGGAACAAACAACUCGGCUCCGGUACAUCAAUGAGGGAUGUGACUGUGUGUGUCUCUGUCCAGACGGGGUUGAUGAAGCCCUCUGCGGUGUCAUGCUUCUUGCCCCGCAGCCAACAAGCGCGCACCCCUUGCGGCUCGUAGUGUGCUUCCUCCUCCUCUGUGGCGCCGGGGUCCUGGCAUCCCCGAUCAUCACCGCCGGCUGCCCGGACAGGUGCGUCUGUGAUGACCAGUUUGUGGUUCAGUGCGCCGGGCAGCACCUGACCACCUUCCCGGUCAACCUGCCGCUGGCGACGCGGCAGCUCAUCAUCUCCAACAACCGCAUCUCGGAGCUGCCGCCUCUGGCGCUCAAUUACCUCUCCGACCUGGUUUACCUGGACUGCAGCAACAACACGCUGACGGAGAUAUCGGAGUCCACCUUUGGGAACCUGCGCAAACUGGCCUACCUGGACCUCUCCUUCAACACCUUGCACCGGAUUGAGGACAGGACGUUCGGCCCCUUGGCGAGCCUGGUGAUGCUGAGGAUGACGGACAACCCCGGGCUCUCCGACAUCCACCCGGACGCCUUUCUGGAGAACGAGGCCCUGCAGGUGCUCGACGUGAGCCGAAACAACCUGACUGCGCUCAACAUCACCUCUCUGAUCGCGCUGCCCACUCUGCGCUCCGUAGGACUCAGCGGGAACCCGUGGAGCUGCCAGUGCGACAACGAGGACCUCUGCCUCUGGGUCCACCUGGAGACCUUCAAGUUCCAAGAUGAGGGCCAGACGGUAUGUGGAUCACCUGCUGACAUGCAAGGUCGCCGUCUGAGUGAGGUGGGCAUUCAGCUGCGGACGUUAUGUCACCAGUCGCUGGACUCUUUGGACUACCUUUUUUUCGUCGUCAUUGGCUUUGUGAUCUUCGCCGCCGGGACUGUGUCGGCGUGGUUGAUGGGUGUCGUCAUGGUGCUUUACGAGCGUUACAUCAAGAAGAAAGACGACCAGCUGGAACUGGAGAAUGAGGAAGAAGGUAUUGAGAUGGAUAAUGCAUCAAGAGGCAGAACAGACCGGGGGAACAGGAGUUUAAAAACUUCACAUACUGUUUAAAAGAAUUAAUCCCAUUUUGUCUGCCAUGGAUUCCUAGAGUGCCUCCUGUACACCUUAACUGCUGUCUGUUAAAUGUAAUCUAAAUUCAAUGUGAAGUCUUUUUAAUAAGGUCUGCUCGCAAACAAAAACCAAACUUUACAGAAAUAUUAGGAAUGUCUUUCUAAUAUUUUCUAGUUGGCUUUUAGGGGACGAUAUUGAUUUUUAUAAACUUUAUGAUUGCUGGGUGGAUACAUAAAUCAUAUAUGCAAACAUUCAAUUAUACUCUGUAUCUGAGUUGGACAGAAAAACUGUCUGCAUUGGUAAAACUGCUAUAAAUUCUGUAAAGCUUUUCUUAAAGGCACCCACAUUCAUUUCAUUUUACUAUGCUUUAUUUUCCUGCAUAUCGUGUUCUAAACUAGGUGGACAUUGUUUUAUACUGUUACAUGUUUUAGCAUCUCUAGUGAAAAACUAUUUAUUAAAAAACUUUGAUAAAUCUCCUACUUUUCAAAGGCACACUCUGCUUUGAUUACACUGAAUAGCAGCUGUUUAAGGGGAUAGUUUAAGGUAUGUGAAGCGAGAUUGGGCUAAAGUAUCAGCUGUAGAUAUGUUAUCUGCUGUAUAUUACUCUCUUGCCAGCUUCUUUUAAUUCAAAUCCAGAUCUUUUGGUCUUGGAGGCUGAUCCUAACUAGUCAGA
Messenger RNA from Cyprinodon variegatus (sheepshead minnow), 2057 nucleotides. It is a transcript of the gene lrrc52, whose product is annotated as leucine rich repeat containing 52. Gene Ontology annotation, molecular function: potassium channel activator activity; transmembrane transporter binding; voltage-gated potassium channel activity. Lineage: Eukaryota; Metazoa; Chordata; Actinopteri; Cyprinodontiformes; Cyprinodontidae. The record is from RefSeq and is a predicted model, not a curated record. Bases 398 to 1384 code for a protein of 328 amino acids. Gene Ontology annotation, cellular component: voltage-gated potassium channel complex. The transcript is spliced from 2 exons.